CAUGGAGGAGCCCAGCUCCGGCUCCAUCCCUUGAGCUCACCGGGGGGCGUGGGGUUGAGCCCCCAUCCCACCAGCAUCCCUCUCUGCCUGCAGCCGCUCAGCCCUCCAGCUCUCUGGCAGCAUUCCCGGCCACGCUCCCGUCACCCUUUGCGCAGGAGUUUGGCAGCGUUGCUAUGACGACCCUAACGAUGCAGCCAGCAGCACCCAGCCUACACCUAGCACAGCUGCGAACAAUAUGCCCAUUGUAAAAUACCCCAGGGCUCCAGAGCCUCGCUGGCGUGAAUGGGACAGGAAAGCACAGAAAUGUGGAUUAAGACACACGGUCUAUGCUGUAAAUGGGGAUUACUAUAUCGGAGAAUGGCUGGACAACUUGAAACACGGUAAAGGCAUCCAGGUAUGGAAACAGGCCGGAGCUAUUUACAGCGGUGACUGGAAGUUUGGAAAGCGGGAUGGUUAUGGCUCAUACAGCAUUCUUGACCCUGUAACCAAGGAAUACAAGAAGGUGUACGCAGGCUGGUGGAAAAACGACAUGAAAUGCGGCUACGGGGUGACGUUUUACCCUGGUGCGGAGCGCUACGAGGGCGAGUGGAGCGCUGGGCUGCGGAGCGGCUGGGGACGGAUGUACUACCAGGAUGGAUCCAUCUACGAGGGGCAGUGGCUGGAGGACAGGCCUGGCGGGCAGGGGAUGUUGCGGCUGCCAAACAAAAAUCGGUACGAAGGAGGUUGGAAAGAUGGAAAGAAGCAUGGCCCAGGGAAAUUUUUCUACUUGGACAAGGGACAACUGUUUGAAGGUAUCUGGGCAGCAGAUAUACCAAAGUGUGGAAUUCUGAUUGACUUUGGCAGAGCCGAAGCUCCUGCCCCUCCUCAGUAUCCAAUCCCAAAGAUUGAACUAGCUGAUCCAGAUGGUGUUUUAGCAGAGGCCCAGGCGAUGUUUGAUGACAGCCAAAAUUAAUAACCGGAUGCAAAAGGAAAAAAAAAAAAAAGCUGAGAGAUAAGAACACGGUCCUGGGUUACUUAUUCAUUGGAGUCUCAAAUCCACACUGGGGUGUAUCGUGUCAUGAUCUGCUUCACCCUCCCCUCAAGGCUGCCCAUGAUUGCUUCACUCUGAAGGUGGCUUUGCUCGGAGAUCUCCUCCCACCCCCCACGAUUUUGGAAAAGGCAGCAAAACAAAAAGGAAAUUCAAAAAAAAAAAAAAAAAAAAAAAAGAGAGAAAACCCACCAACAGCAAAAUGUGGAAGUCAGCCACAGUGACUCUUUGCCCAGUUCUUCUGGCUUAUUCUUCCUGUAAAGAAACCACACUCAGCUGGUUUCAAGGGCUUUCACUUUGCCUUAGAGAAGAAGCAGGGUUUCUAUUAUGUGCUAUAAAAGCAAAGCCCUAGAAAAGUGCAGUCAAAUUAAUUGUCCCUUCCCACUUCCUCCCAAGUUUAGCCCAAUACAUACCUGUGACCCAAGAUGGCUUUUGAAAUUAUAACGGAUCAUGUUUCAAUUAAUAUUUUUUAUUAAUGAAACUUCACUUGCUCUGUGUGUGUGUCUUCCGUAACGUGAUGCCGAUUCUCACCCCUAACCCUGGGAAUGCAGAGCACCCAAUCUCACCCCAGCUCUGCCCCUGGGCCAGCCCGUGCACCGGCCCCCGGCACCCAGUGGGGCUGGGAUGGCUGCUCCGUUUCUACCCGAGGCAAGGACCCCACGCAGAGCUGCGACGCUUCCCUGCGGAGUGACACCCACAAGACCAUGGGAAGACAGCACUGCAGCCAGCUGGUGAAAAACCAACUGUGGGAGUGGGUCAUUAGUUCACCUGAUUAAUACCGUGCUUCUGAGUAUCAGCUCUUGUUUAACAGUUCAUUUGGUCCCUUGACUCUUCAUGUUUUCUAGGCUGAGAGAUAACCUGCUUCUCUAUUUAAGCACUUGAGGGAGUAACAAUACAACAUGCUGCGUCCCCAGAUUUAAGUAGUGCUGACAGGAGGAAAAGCACGUCAACUGUGUUAUCAUCUUUAUACCUGCCUCCGUGAACA
This is a messenger RNA of Calidris pugnax (ruff), 2012 nucleotides long. Its product is annotated as MORN repeat-containing protein 3-like. The record is from RefSeq and is a predicted model, not a curated record. The coding region runs from base 236 to 952 and encodes 238 amino acids. Lineage: Eukaryota; Metazoa; Chordata; Aves; Charadriiformes; Scolopacidae. The transcript has 6 exons.